This is a messenger RNA of Strongyloides ratti, 1692 nucleotides long. Its product is annotated as Solute carrier family 22 member 15. The transcript is spliced from 2 exons. Lineage: Eukaryota; Metazoa; Nematoda; Chromadorea; Rhabditida; Strongyloididae. The coding region runs from base 1 to 1692 and encodes 563 amino acids. Gene Ontology annotation, biological process: transmembrane transport. Gene Ontology annotation, cellular component: membrane. Gene Ontology annotation, molecular function: transmembrane transporter activity. The record is from RefSeq and is a predicted model, not a curated record.
AUGAAUAUUAAAAAAGAAAAUGACAAAGAGGAUAAUGAAAACGUUGAAGUUUUUGAUGAAAUUUUAGAUAAAUCAUUUAUUGAAAGUUAUGAUCCAAGUAUUAUUGUUGAAAAUCAAGUUACAACUGAAACAAAUUAUGGAGAUUUUCAACAUUUAGGAUGUUAUAUUAUUUGUGUUUUAAUUAUAUAUGAAUUUCUACUUUUACUUUUAAUGGGAAAUAUAACAUUCCUUAUAUUUGGAGCUGCUGUUCCAAAUGUUAUUGGUUGUAUUGGUGAAAAUAAGAAUUAUACAUUUACAGAAAAUGGUUGUAUAAAAUUAUAUGAAAUACAAAAAAAUGAAUCCUGUAUACCUAUAAUUGAAAACCAAUUUGAAUCUAUACAAUCAGAAUAUAAUUUGUAUUGUAAAGAAGCAGAGAAUGUUAAACAAACAUCAGCAUUUUUACAAAUGUUUGCUAUGAUGAUUGGUGCAACAUUUGGUGGACAGUUAUCAGAUAAUUUUGGAAGAGUUAAAACAAUUAAAUAUUCAUUAUUUUUUAUAAUUAUAUGUUGUUUUUUAAGUAGUUAUGCUACAACAAUUGAAGUAUUUAAUAUAUAUCGUUUUUUGGGUUCAAUAUUUGUUGGAACAAAAUCAUCUGUUCUUCAUGUACUUUUAUUAGAAUAUUUACCAAAACAACAUCGUGUUUGGGUUUCAACAAUUUUUUCAUUUUCACCAAAUUAUAUAAUAUUUUCAUUUAUGGCAUAUUAUACAAAAAAUUGGAGAGAUUUAAUGUUUGUUAUAUCAUUUAUUGGAUUAAUUGGAUUAAUUUUAAUUAAUUUUGUAAAAGAACCUGUAAGAUGGUUAAUACAAAAAGGCAAAUUAAGUAAAGCACGACAAUCAAUGAUAUUUAUUGAAAAAUGGAGUGGUAAAUUAACAGAUAAUAUGGAAAAAAAAAUAUUUGACUAUAUUGAAGAAGAAAGUUUUAAACAGGAAGAAAGUCAAAGAAGAAAAAAAAGUUAUACAUUUAAACACUUAUUUGUUACAUGGAAAUUAACAUCAUAUUCAUUAUUUUUUGGCUACUCUGCACUUGUUGGUUGUUUUAUAAAUUAUGCUCUUAUAUUUAAUUUAGAAAAAGUAUCAGGAUCAAUUUUUAUGAAUACCGCCUACUUAGGCCUUAUUCGUUGGUUUUUUAAUAUUUCAGUUGGCAUAUUAGAUUAUUAUGUUAAAUGGUUUGGAAGAAAAACAUGUCAUACAUUAGCAAUGGUUACAAUAAUAUUAACAUUAAGUAUUGUUUUAUUAAAUAUAUAUUUUCCACUUCAACAACAGUAUAUUGUACGUUUUGCUACUUUAUUCGCAAUUUCAAUGUGUAGUCAAAUAUUUAUCGCAAACUCUGUUGCACAAACAGAAUUAUUUCCAACUUCUAUAAGAAAUAUUGCUGUUAGUUUUCAAGCUGUUUUUGCAAGGCUCGGUUCAAUAGUAGCACCAUUUUUAUUUGGAUUUCAAAGUUAUUCACUUACAUUACCAUAUCUUAUUAUGGUAACAAUGUCAAUUGUUGACUUAACAACUAUAUGGAUAUUAAUUCCAGAAACAAAAGGAGAUAAAUUAAAAGAUCAUUUACCAAAUAAAGAUGAAUGGAUUUUUGGUAAAAAAAAUAGAGAAUUAAAAUUAUUAAAAAAAGUUGAAUUAGAAAAAAAAUAUGGUUCAAGAUGUAAUUAA